Molecule: messenger RNA, 1929 nt
Organism: Laccaria bicolor S238N-H82
Lineage: Eukaryota; Fungi; Basidiomycota; Agaricomycetes; Agaricales; Hydnangiaceae
Exons: 2
Coding region: 1-1929 (642 amino acids)
Source: RefSeq, a predicted model, not a curated record
AUGGUAGACUUUACUCUCACCACAACCACCAUAAAUCGUCUACUCAGACCUCUGCGGAAUAGAUGCGUUGCAUUCGCAAAGUCUCAAAAUCUACCACCGCCUCUGCACACAUACUCUACUAGGGAUCCAGUUCACGUUGAUGUCCCACCGCUCUCGAUCUUACACCCACCAGAUAAGCUCGGUAUCCGAAUUCAUUUCGAGAAGCAUGCACUUGACCUUUUGGAUCUCUCUCGCAAGAUUUAUGCCAUACGCGACUCUUUCAGGGAUAUUCUCUUCAAGAUGCCCAACAUAUUGCCAGCACCAACAGAAUUCCCAACCUCUGCGAGUCUUGUUGCCAUCUGCUCUGUAGUUGUUGGGCAAAAUAUAGACUGUGAUGCUGACGAGGCCAAUGAAAUUUAUGAAGCUGUCCCUAUGCAAUACCGCGGAUGGACUCUUGCCUCGCACGCUGUAGAAAUCGUUCUAGCGUCAUGCCCUCAUCACCCAACGUUGCUUCGCAUUUUGCUCGAUUUCUGCUUGAGUCACCGACUUGCUCACAAUGCACAAGCUCUCCUUCAAGCUCUCUUGCUUUGUGCCGUCCGCCCAACGCCAGUUAUCCCGCCCCUGUGUCAUCCUCUACAUUCUUCCUUCUUACUGGAUAUUGAGGGUCAAUGGACCUGCGCUGGCUUCUCGAAGUACCAGUUUACUAGUGCUCUGCUCACUGCAUUGGGCACUGUAACGAGCGCAGACGCAUGGGCAUCGAAAGCAGUUGAAGUAUAUGGCAAAGCAGCCUGUAAAACUCAUUUUCACUCGUUCCUGGACUUGGCAACUGCUCUUGUGGACUUCAUUUCACGACAAGUUCGGGUAUGCGAUCAGCGGAAGGAGGACACGCUAAAGGUCGAGGGACUACUCAAAAGUCUAUGCGGAUGGGUGAACGUUUUGUCCAAAGGCUAUUUUCCUUUGGAUCGUGUAAACGUUGCGCUGGAGGACUGCCUUUCUCUUUCAGAGUUGAUUGCCGUCAUUUGUUCCCUCUUGAUACCGACACAAGCUCUUGGAAUUUCUACAUUGAAUCUCUCAACCUUCGUCGUAAAAAUAUCAACUCAGUGGCUGGUGUUCUUUCCGACGUCAGUUCACACAGGAAGAGUUGUGCAAAGCCUUCGGCGAUUAGUACCGGAAACAACAGCAUACUCUCAUCUCAUUCAUUCUGUCUACUCCAGCGGUGACGUUCGCGAUUGUCACAAGAUGGUACACAGAUAUGCUUCGGCAUUGCGUUCUAGUGGCCUUUUGCAUCUAGAGGCAUCCUUGUGGGCUUGUGCGUUGCGCCAUCUUGAACGACCAGGACCUGAUGAUAUCGCUAUAAGCAAAAUUAACCCUGCGCGCUUGGAAGAUUACCGCCAGCGGUUGAUUCAUAUUGUUGAUGAAGCUGAGAGCCGGUGUUUCGGCGGCCCCAACCCCUCCCUAGCGAUGGGUUCUCAAUCGCUGCCUCUAAAUCCGAUCCAACUGGAGGAGGGGAAAUCAGAAAGCUUGACACCUGUCAUGUUGAACUGUCACUGGGAGUGGGAGUCCGCGAUUGGCUGUUGGAUGCGCAAACGCGAUACUCGAUCCCCUCCCAAAAAGAGACGCAGAAUGGCAGUGGAUGCCAGCUGCACAGUAAAAGAGGUCCGCUCAAGCGUCAAUCCUAAGCGGUUGGUUCCUCCGCCUCUUGGUGUUCAUGCUUUGACAGCUACACAAUCGCCGUCUCAUAAUUUCUCCUCUCUUCUGGCGGAUGCAUUUACGAAGAGGGCCAACCUUCAUCGAAAGCCAACGAGAAGAGAUUCAAUCCGAACGAGUACUACAAUGCCCAAUGAUAAAUAUCGACCUCCAUCAUGCCCUACCUUGUCAAGACAAGACCACUUACCAUCAGACGACGCUAUGGACCUUUUUACAUAUCCUCAGUCGUCGCCAUCUCGUUAA